AGUUUUAUAUUACAGACUUGCACUCCUGGAUGAUCAUCAAUCGUUACGAAGCAAAAUUUUCUUCUCAUUCUGUAGCGAGAUUUCCACAGUCACGGACAGUUCUUCAUGCAGUGUGAAUAAAAGCGAGAAGAAUUUACUUUCAUGUUUUUGCUAACCUUAUUUUGUUUUGAAAUUGAACCCGAAAAUUUACGCAAUAUUCUUUGAUCAGCCAAUCAGUUUGGUUCAGUUUAAUUCGAUUGCUUGUGAUACAGUCAAAUUCUUUCAUUAUGUUAGUAAGAUUUAUUUUACUGAUGGGGUUGUGGAUGGCGGAACUUAAUGGGAUUCCUGUGGAUCCUGAAAUGCCACCAGACAGUGGGAGGACCCUUUACGUAAGAAGUCUUCCUGGAUAUCCUGGUGUGAGGAGUGAUCUGUAUGAAGUUUAUAUGGAACCUUACUAUUUUGCCAUAGGCACGAAAGCUAUGGUGGAUGUAAAAGCAUACAAUGAGAAUGGGAUGCCAGUUGAAGGGCCAAUGGGAGUUCUCAUGCUGGAGCAAUUUCCGGAAGGAGUUCGGAUCACUGGGAGUAUCAAGGGUCUCAGUGAAGGACAACAUGGCCUUCAUGUUCAUGAGAAAGGAGAUAUCAGCAAGGGAUGCAUGUCUGCUGGAGCCCAUUACAAUCCCUACAUGACACCUCAUGGAUCGCCAAUGGAUCCCCUUCGUCAUGUUGGUGAUCUUGGUAAUAUCGAAGUUGGGCCCGAUGGCACAGCGCAGAUCGACAUGAUGGAUCAUUAUUUAACAUUAACCGGUAUACGUGGAGCAAUUGGACGUACAAUUGUAGUCCAUGAGAAACCAGACGACCUUGGCAGAGGUAAUACCGAGGACAGCAUGAAAACUGGAUCAGCGGGUGCUAGACUUGCGUGUGGCAUUAUUGGUUUCAUGUAAACCCAUCAUUUAUUUUCUUCACUAUGAUUACAUUUUCUUAUUUUUGUGAAAAUCCUGUAAUGAUGAAAUAAAUUUCACAUCAAUUCAAUGGCGUAAGCGAAGCUUAAAAAUUUACAAACUAGA
Molecule: messenger RNA, 1043 nt
Organism: Fopius arisanus
Lineage: Eukaryota; Metazoa; Arthropoda; Insecta; Hymenoptera; Braconidae
Product: superoxide dismutase [Cu-Zn]-like
Exons: 3
Coding region: 267-920 (217 amino acids)
Biological process (GO): superoxide metabolic process
Molecular function (GO): copper ion binding
Source: RefSeq, a predicted model, not a curated record